GCCCGCGUCACCCCGAUAGCGCUGCCCCCGGGGCCAGAUCUGCACGCGCUGGGUCUGGCUGGAAGGCCAAACAAUGGUGCAUCUUGAUUCUGAGGUGAAAGAAGAAUGUCUCAGGGAAGACCUGAAGUUUUACUUCAUGAACCCCUGUGAGAAAUACCGAGCCAGACGCCAGAUCCCAUGGAAACUGGGUUUGCAGAUUUUGAAGAUUGUCAUGGUUACCAUGCAGCUUGUUUGGUUUGGAUUAGGUAACCAGUUGGUGGUUGCUUUCAAAGAAGACAACCGUGUUGCUUUUAAGCAUUUGUUUUUGAAAGGAUAUUCUGGUGUAGAUGAGGAUGACUACAGCUGCAGUGUAUACACUCAAAAGGACACCUAUGACAGCAUCUUUUUUGCUAUUAAUCAAUACCGUCUUCUAAAGAACAGUUCCCUGGCAACCCUUGACUAUGGACCAAAUGAAGACAACAGAAUUGGCUUAAAAGUCUGUAAGCAGCAUUACAAGAGGGGGACCAUGUUCUCUUCUAACGAGACCCUGAAUAUUGACAGUGACAUUGAGACAGACUGUGUCGUCUUAGACCUGCAGGUGCUGUCCGGGAGCCCUCCAGACCAGAUACAGCCCUCUUUCUUCAGGCUGGAAUUUUAUCGGCUCUUACAAGUUGAAAUCUCCUUUCACCUCAAAGGUAUCGACCUGCAGGCCAUUCACUCCCGAGAGCUGCCCGACUGUUACGUCUUUCGGAACACGAUUACCUUCGACAAUAGAGCUCACAGUGGCAAAAUCAAAAUCUACCUUGACAGUGACGCCAACCUUGAGGAAUGUAAAGACUUGAACAUAUCCGGAUCCACUCAGAAAAAUACUCAGUACGUCCUGGUGUUUGAUGCUUUUGUCAUUGUGAUUUGUCUGGCAUCUCUUAUUCUGUGCACACGGUCCAUUGUUCUUGCUCUAAGGUUACGAAAGAGAUUUCUAGAUUUCUUCCUGGAGAAGUACAAACGACAUGUGUGUGACGCUGACCAGUGGGAGUUCAUCAGUGGAUGGUAUGUCCUGGUGAUUAUCAGCGACCUCAUGACAAUAAUUGGAUCCAUAUUAAAAAUGGAAAUUAAAGCAAAGAAUCUCACAAAUUAUGAUCUGUGCAGCAUUUUGCUUGGGACAUCUACACUCUUUGUUUGGGUUGGAGUCAUCAGAUACCUGGGUUAUUUCCAAACAUAUAAUGUGCUGAUUUUAACAAUGCAAGCCUCACUGCCCAAAGUUCUCCGGUUCUGUGCUUGUGCUGGCAUGAUUUACCUGGGUUACACUUUCUGUGGCUGGAUUGUCUUAGGACCGUAUCACGAGAAGUUUGAAAGCCUGGACAUAGUUGCUGAGUGCCUGUUUUCUCUGGUCAACGGGGAUGACAUGUUUGCAACCUUUGCUCAAAUCCAGCAGAAGAGCAUCUUAGUGUGGCUGUUCAGCCGUCUCUACUUAUAUUCCUUCAUCAGCCUCUUUAUAUACAUGAUUCUCAGCCUUUUCAUUGCUCUUAUCACAGAUUCCUAUGACACUAUUAAGAAAUACCAGCGGAAUGGGUUUCCUGAAACGGAUCUGCAGGAAUUCCUUAAGGAAUGUAGUAGUAAGGAGGAGUAUCAGAGAGAGCCCUCCACCUUCCUGUCCCGCGCCUGCUGUCUGUUGAGGAAAGGAAGUGAUGACCACUUGAUACUUAUUAACUGAAGUCCUU
Molecule: messenger RNA, 1697 nt
Organism: Castor canadensis (American beaver)
Lineage: Eukaryota; Metazoa; Chordata; Mammalia; Rodentia; Castoridae
Source: RefSeq, a predicted model, not a curated record